AUGGCUCUACUGGCAGGCCCAGGUAUUCUCAUGUACGGUGGACAUGAGGCACGUGGUUUACAGCGCGAGAGAUGGAUGGAAAAUAUACCAGGCCAGCCACCAUGCCCUGUCCAACCAACCACCCUCACCCUAGCUGAAUAUGGACCUCAAAGGACAUUUAUAGCUGAAAUUCCACUUGAUUUCAACCUGAUACCCGAAGAUUUUGCUACAGCCUAUGUAAGAUUUGGGUUGGGUAAUUGCCCCAUCGUGCGGGGAAUACGGGUUGAGACAGGAGGCCCAUGGCUAGGAUGUCUAGCGCCAGGCCACAUGAUUCUGGAAGGUAUUUACCGAACACUAGGGGGUCCUUAUGUCUCUGAUGUUUCUAACAUGUUCUACACUGAGUGUAAAUAUCUAGAAGAUCUGAGAUACGUCUUUGUGGCGACGGUUGAAAACACUGAUACGAAAGAAUUUCUUGAAAGUGACAUUUACACAGCGGCUAAUGGUUUGGCAUGGCCACCAGUGCUGGGGGGUCAUCAUAGACUAGAUCUUUAUUAUGAUAGAAACCCGGCUGAGCUCCAAGCCAUUUUGGGCACAGAAAUCGGAAAGAUGGUGUGUGCUAUUGUAUUGGGACGUUGGCCUCCAGGAACUCACCGUAUUCCUCAUGUCUCUAUCGCAGUAGAUGAAAUUGUGGUAUCGAUCGAUCCCCAAUUUGGGACGCCAGAAAUGCGAGCAAUCAUUGUUAACAUGAUGUUCAGUAUUGAAGAAAUUCCUGUCGCUGCCCCUGCCGCCGCCGGUGGUGAUGGCGAUGGUGAUCGUGGUGAUCGUGGUGAUCGUGAUGCUUCUCCAGGCCCUUCACCAGGACAGAAGCGAGCUUGGGCUAAUGAUCCUGACUACGAAACACAUGGAGAGGAUAAUUCCAAAAGUGACUCCUCAGACCCCAAAUCAAAGAAGAAGCGUACGGCCUGUGGAGGUGCUGCUGCUGCUUCUCCUGGGCGUGGACGUGGACAUAGACGUGGGAAUAGACGUGGACGCGCACGAGCAGGCUAG
Messenger RNA from Penicillium angulare, 1026 nucleotides. RefSeq lists its product as uncharacterized. The record is from RefSeq and is a predicted model, not a curated record. The transcript has a single exon. NCBI's taxonomy places the organism in Eukaryota, Fungi, Ascomycota, Eurotiomycetes, Eurotiales, Aspergillaceae. The coding region runs from base 1 to 1026 and encodes 341 amino acids.